CCUUCGCUGUUCUUCCUAGCCGUCCCUGCCUGAGGGAGGAGAAGAAGAAGGAGAAGCGGGCGGUGCGCGAGCCGGCCGCGGAGAAGGAAGCGGCGGAGGAGGGAGGCGAAGCGCCGGGCCGAGCGAGCGAACGAGCCGGGGGUGGGAGGGUGUCUCGAGGGGGGUCCGUUCGGUGCGAGGAGGGUGUGGCGGCCGAGGCGCAGCGACGGUGCCGGCUGGGUCGGGAAGAUGGCGGCAGCGGCGACGGCGACGGCGGCGCCGCCUGUGAACCUGCGGCUGGGAGACCUGGUGUGGGGGAAGCUAGGGCGAUAUCCUCCUUGGCCAGGAAAGAUUGUUAACCCACCUAAGGACCUGAAGAAACCGCGUGGGAAGAAGUGCUUCUUUGUGAAGUUUUUCGGAACUGAAGACCAUGCUUGGAUUAAAGUAGAGCAGCUGAAACCGUACCAUGCCCACAAAGAAGAAAUGAUCAAAAUUAACAAAGGCAAGAGGUUCCAACAAGCUGUGGAUGCUGUGGAAGAAUUCCUGAAGAAAGGAAAAGGCAAGGACCAGGCGUCUUCUCAUAACUCGGCUGAAGAGAAGAACCGGCGUAAUUCCAGCGAAGAGAGGGGGAAGCAGUCAGUGGGAGAGGAGAAACACAAAGCGGGUUUGUCAGAAAGGAAACCGAAAAAGCGAGCGUCUUCGAUGUCCUCCGAGCGAGGCUCGAAAUCCCCCCUGAAGAGAAUGUACAAGCAAAGCCCCCGGAAGCGAGGGCGCCCUCCCAAAGACGAGAAGGACACGACAAUUCCUGAGUCAAGCACAGUGAAGAAAAUGAUGACUGGCACCAUGGCAGGCUUUAAGUGGCCACCGAGUCCUGUGAAAGAUGGUGACCCUCAUUUCCAUCACUUCCUGCUUAGCCAAACUGAAAAGCCAACAGUUUGCUAUCAGGCCAUCACAAAGAAGCUGAAGGUGUGUGAAGAGGAAACCGGGUCCACUUCUAUCCAGGCAGCGGACAGCACGGCUAUCAAUGGCAGCAUCACUCCUACAGACAAGAAGAUUGGAUUCCUUGGUCUCGGCCUGAUGGGCAGCGGCAUUGUCUCCAACUUGAUAAAAAUGGGUCACACUGUCACAGUCUGGAAUCGGACCGCCGAGAAGUGUGAUUUGUUCAUCCAGGAGGGGGCCCGGUUGGGAAGAACCCCCGCCGAAGUAGUCUCGACCUGCGAUAUCACUUUUGCCUGCGUAUCUGAUCCAAAAGCAGCCAAGGAU
This is a messenger RNA of Thamnophis sirtalis, 1242 nucleotides long. The record is from RefSeq and is a predicted model, not a curated record. NCBI's taxonomy places the organism in Eukaryota, Metazoa, Chordata, Lepidosauria, Squamata, Natricidae.